Micropterus salmoides (largemouth bass) is the source of this 5411-nucleotide messenger RNA. RefSeq names its product leucine rich repeat containing 38b (gene lrrc38b). Gene Ontology annotation, molecular function: voltage-gated potassium channel activity; transmembrane transporter binding; potassium channel activator activity. The record is from RefSeq and is a predicted model, not a curated record. Gene Ontology annotation, cellular component: voltage-gated potassium channel complex. The coding region runs from base 901 to 1776 and encodes 291 amino acids. Lineage: Eukaryota; Metazoa; Chordata; Actinopteri; Centrarchiformes; Centrarchidae. The transcript has 2 exons.
GGCAGACAUUGCAUUGGCAUGGCUGUGUGCAGCUCAGCCCUGCGCUCUACAUCCAUGAGGCUCCUGCUUGGACAUUUGGAUUCUCUCUGCACAGCAAGACAGCCUUGAUACAGAGCCGGACAGGGUAACAUUGAGCUGUGCUGUGUUCUCACAGCAUGUUGCAGGGCAUUGGCAGAUAGAGAGGGAAUAAUAAGGGGGGACAACCUUACCACACACUUGAGCGAUGUUCCGUGAGCUCCUCUCUCUCUCGUUUCAGACCGUCAGGCUUUUCUGCACAAAGACCUGGGACUAAUGGAGGGAUGCAAUGAUUUUACUCUUUGCUUGUCAUGCUUGAAUCACGGCUUCAUAUAUCCUUUUGUGUCAGAGACCUUAUUGUCUUUGUCUGUCACUGCCGCCAGAUCAACAGUGGGGUAGCGUGGCGGACAGAUCCCCCUCCUCAACCCCCCUCUCCCUUGUCUGUGCCCCUGGCUUCUCGUCACUCCCAGUUUGCUCGUGUCUAUUUACCUCUCUUAAGCUACCCUCCCCUCUCUGUUAAGCUCUGUCUUUCUUGUGCUCCCACUCCCUACUGCUUACUAUCUCCCUCUUUUUGCCCCUUCAAAGUAGGCAGUCUGCUGUUCCAUCCAAGCAGCUUGCUAUAUGAUCUCCUGGAGAACAGUUUUCGCUGCUGCUCUGCCGUCUCACAAUUCCUGAGUCCCAGAUUUCUAUCUCUCCAACAACAGCAGGAUGUUCCUUCAAGAGGAUUGAUCCCCGUCCACCCCCUUUCACUUUCCCCUUCCCCUUCCUUGUCCUGAUCUCCUGCCCUUUGACCCUCACCCUUUUGUUCUCUACCCCCACCCACCCUCUCCUAUUUGCCCUUACCCCGAGCCUCUUUCCCCCAUAAUUCAUUUCACCCAAUUGACCAUGUUGCCAUGUGUCUGCUGGCUCCAACUUAUCCUCAUCUUGCUGUCCUUUGUCUCAUGGACCCGGGGGGAAAACUGCCCAGCAACCUGCCUAUGCCCAGAUCCUCACACUGUGGACUGCAGUGGCCGUGGGCUGACCCGUCUACCCAAUGAGAUCCCCUUGGAUGUGCGCAGGCUUUUGUUGGCUGACAACUGGAUACCCCGAAUCCCCUCGGACUUCCUGGUUCUGUACAGUGACUUGGUCUACCUGGACCUCCGGAACAACUCCCUCUCCCACAUUGAACCAGGGACUCUUAGCACCUCUUCCAGGCUGGUCUUCCUGGACCUGGGCAGCAACAAUCUGACCGAAAUCCCUAAGGGGACGUUUGGAGAGUCCCGGAGCCUGAUCAAAUUAAGGCUGGGAAAUAACCCAUAUCUGAGCAUGGUGAGUGAGGAGGCAUUCCUGGGCCUAACCUCUCUGAGAGAACUGGAACUGGAGCGUAAUGCACUGUCUACCCUAAAGGUUGGGGCACUGAGUCAGUUGCCCUCCCUGCGGGUGGUGAGGCUAGAGGGCAACCCCUGGGUGUGCAACUGCAACUUUGCUAACCUGUUCACCUGGCUGAUGGAGAACAGUCACAAGCUUCCAAACGGUGUGGAAGGCAUGGAGUGCUCCCUCCCCAUGGAUGGCAGACGUGUAUCCCUGACGCAGCUCUCAAAGGACAGCUUCCGUGAGUGCCAGGCAACCCUGACUCUAACAGACCUGCUCAUCAUAAUUUUCUCCGGCAUCUCUGUGUCUGUUGUGGCCAUCAUGACAAGCUUCUUCCUGGCUUCAACUGUUCAUUGCUUCCAACGCUGGAGUAAAGGCACCAAGGGGGAUGAGGAGGAAAGUGAGGAGUGAGAAGGAUUUACCUUUAAGGACUCACAUGGUCCUGGUACUUAAAACAAUGAGAGGACACUGCAGACAGUGUGUGCUACAUGUGUCAAGCUUCACGUUGCUUCCUCCCUGGUGAAUAUCCAGGGCUGUUUAACAGUUUGAUAUUUCCCUGGUACGGUUGCAAUUGUUUUCUUUGCAGAUGGACAUCUGAAAUAUGGAAACAAAGGACAUUCCCAAGGAAUAAGCCAAAAUCCCAAUAUACAUUAGUGAGUGCCCUGAUGCACUUGCAAAAUUAUAUAAUGAGUAUAGAGAUCGUAUUUUGGCUGUGACAGCCUAUGGUCAUCUUUUGUGGCUACUGGCUCUUGGCUCGAUGUUAUAGGUUAGAGGCCUACACAAUGAUAAGGAUACCUAAUUAAAAUUAAACUAGUGCUACAGUUCUGUCACAUUAGUCUUAGACAUGGCAUUAACUUCUCAACAUGUAAUCACAUUGGACAUGCAACUCUGGAGUCUGAACUCCUAUAAAAUGAGAUCAAACUUAACAAAACGUUCAGGGGUAGAAUGCUUGACCCCAUAAAAAAGGAUGUCACACUGACCAAUGACCUCAGUAUUUAACUGCCUAAACAUGAUAUGCUGGCAUAUCCUGCCAUUUACAAUGUCUUUUUUGGACUGCCUCACUCAAUAUAACAUUCAAAAGUGAUUCAUAAGCACCUGAGAAGGUCAAUACUGUUGUUCCUUCUGCAUGUAACUUUAGACAGUGGCAGAGUUCUCAGUCGAACAAGAAGGAUUUGGACAAUGGUUAGAUGUUAGGUAGGUGAUGUACUGUAGGCAGGAAGAGUUUCCAGUGGGUCUUCUUUCAGCAGUAUAUUCAUUAUAUAAUCACAAAUGUACGUACAAAAGAAAACAAUGUACAGUCAAACAAACAUAAAUCAAGAGGAUCUACUGUAUAUUCCUUAGAUUGGUAACUGUGAACUGUGUAGAAAGAUAUAGAAAGAUAUCUAAAAUAACAGUAUAAUCUUGAAAAUGAUGGCAAAUACAGUAUAAAAAUAGAGUCUACGUAGAACUAUUGUGUCAAAUACCGCACUUUAUAUGGUGAACCUAAUUAUGGCAAGCCCCUAAUUACACUAUGUAGACUGGUUUUGUCUUUAUCUGCCAAAGAGUAGGUUUAGGGGAAGGAGAGAUUGCAUGUAAGGACUUUCAAACAGAAGGCAGCACUAUAGCCAAAUCACACUCUAUAUACGCAUACUCAGUAUUGGUCUCCAAAGAUUACCAUUUUUUCCUAGUUUGUUAAUGACUGAACUAGCUGUCUUACUUUGCUCCAUCCAUGACAGGAGGUGUGUCUCCUGAGGAUUAAAUAGACUUGUUUUCUUUAACAUUCAGAAUUGACACAGUUAGCCUAUACUCCUUUUACUAAAGAUCUUCCAAUAUCUUGUAGUAAAGCACCUGAUUUGAUGUCCUGGGAACAUCUCAUAUCACAACUUUUAAUGUAUCAACAGCAUCCGCAUUCACAAGAGCGACGUUACAGUAAAAUCUAAAUUAAAUAAAGCAGCACCCUGAAUAUUAUGGGUUUCUGUUUGUUAUUUGCAUCCUGUAUGUUUAAAUCCACCUUUUGGAUUUGAAAUGCUCAAAGCUGGACUCUUUGUAUUUUUCCCCCAAAGCUAAGGUAUGUUACGUUGCUUCUCACAUUCUUGUAAGGCAUGCAUAAUUCAGCAAAAUGGAGAUAUGAAAAAGAAAGAAUGUUGAGCCUCUUCAUGCAAACAAGCAGAGAAUAGAAGAGCCAUGAGCAAAUAGAGUCAUUGUUUCUGUGUGGUUAACAAAAGAUAAAAGGGAAUUCCAAAUGCCAAUGUCCCUUUAGAACAUGUCAUUACCCUGAAUGUGCAGUAUUGGGAGGCACAUUUCACAGACAUGAUAAAUGUGGCCUUAUUUACUUUUGUUAUAUUUCAUUAGUAUCAGCAACAACUGAGCACAACGAUGUCACUAAUGUGAUUCUAGUACGCUCUUUCAUAUUAUAUGUUGGUACCAGCUUGUAUUGUCACAGUAUGUUUUCAUUAAUGUGUAUUGUCACAUGUUGAAUUGAAAAUGCCACAUCCAUAUAAACAUGGUAAGAUUUGUACUGUAUGGAUGUCAUGUAUUUUCCAGAAUGCAUAACAUGUAGGACACUUUGAAGACACAUGUCCAUUAGAAAUUAAUUAUAACAGCCAACUGACCUUUCGCUUAACCCCUUCCCCCGAACAGUGAUUGUCGAAUCCUAGCUUUGUGACUGUAACUAGGCACAUUGGCAGGCCUGUCAAGCUUUGAAUUUCUCCACAUGUUUAAGUGGUCUAAGAAGAGUGAAAUUCUGUAUCUCAAGAGUUUGGAGGGUGGGAUCUUUUUAAUGUUAGCUGCAAACAUUAGCAUGUCCAGCUAACUAGCUUGCUACCUACAUUUGUAACUAAGCAUUACUUGCAAGGGCUGUGGGCUAUAAUUAGCUUACAACAUUAUUUUAUAUUAGAAUUUUAGAAUAAUGAUCUGCAGCUCUGUCUCAUUUGUUUCCAAAUGUUAUCAGACUGAAUAGAUCAAAUACUGAUUACAUUAGCUUGCUACACUUAUAAAAUCUUUUUGCUGACAAAAUCCAGACCUAGUGUGUUAAAAAUUACUGCAACUUCGUAAAUCUGGCACCGUUAUCUCAGGAUGCAGUGUGAGAAUAGAAAGGUUGACAGGCCCUGCAUGACAAAACUAAGGAAUGCGUGGCUUAGUGAAUGGGCAAUUCUAACAUUUAAUUCAGUACAGUCAUAAAGGGAAAUGCCACUGAAUUUCAGAUUUGAAGUCUGUUAUACUUAUUUCUUAUGACAGUUUGGUCAGUAUUAUUAUAACAACACCUAGUAUUCCUUACAGCCAGAGUGAACCGGUGCCCUCUUUCACACGGAGACAAUGAGAGUAUUUAGAUACUCAACAUCCAACGAAAGUGUAAAAACUAUUUGAGUUUGAGUCCAGAAAGUGAGUUCCCAAUUGUUGACAUGAGAGGAGCAGGUUCUUAUCUUCAGAAAACAAAAAUAAACAUUUAAAUGCUUAAGACCACAAGAAUAGCUAAAUUGGAUUAAUAACAUUGAGUGGUUUUCACCUGAGAAAUUGCUUUCUUAACUGAUACCUGAAGGUGCAGACCUUAGUCAAGGAAUCAGAGGGAGAGUUUUUAUACAUAUCAUUAUUAUUUCCAACUACUGUGUAGUUACUGUAUAUUGACAAAUUAUUAUGUUAGCUUAGCUAUUAGCUUGAAGCAUAUGUUAGCAUGAUGAUUUCCUUUCUCUUACUCAUUUUAUUUAGUAACAAAUAUCAGCACAUUAGAGCAUGCACUGUUGAGCUACCUACAGUAUAAAGUUCAGAUUCAUGUCUAUUUUUCUAUUAAACCUUUCAGAAAGAAGCAGUCCCCAAAGUCAUUUUCUAGCAUUGCUCACCCUCAAAAUCGGUGGCUGCUGUCAUAAACUUUGUCUUGACAUUGCAAAAUACCAAAAUUCACGUUAUUUUUUGUCAGAUAAAUAUCAGAAUGGCUCAAAUUUAAAUUAAGUAACAGAGAAGAGUGUGACAUUGCACAGCUGAAUGCAUUUCCAAAUGUCAAACAGACCAUAUGUGUAGCUGUAUAUUGAUGUUUGGUAAAAAAUAAAUAAUUAAACACAUUUUUUUCUGUC